AUGCUUCAUUACAAUGUCACUCCCCAAACUCUGACGGCAGGAAUCGCAACAGCAAACAAGAAAUCACCACAAAGAACAGCAAUCGCUGAUGAUGAAAUCUUUCACACCACUGUAUCAACUACGUCUAAAAGUCAGUCGGAUACGGAAGAUGACACGUCUUCUGAUGCUGUUCGGAUGGCUGUAAUGCUACAAAUCCUAAAAUUACUUCUUCAGAGCGUAAACAACAGUGAUGACGAUGAUGGAAAUGAAGUGCAUGAUAUCAUGUGUGAUGCAUGUGGAAAUAGUUCAGUACGCAGCGAUCGUUAUAAAUGUUUGCAAUGUGACGAUUUUGAUCUAUGUGCUGGAUGUUUUGAACAUCAAUUUAUGGCACGUGGCAGUCUAUCAAAUGUACUUAAGAACAAAGGCAAAAUAUCUCUACGUCGAAAAGUCCAUAUGGCUACACAGAUUGCUAGUGGAAUGCGAAAGAUUCAUGAACAUCAUAUGAUUCAUCGAGAUAUUCGAUCGGAUAAUAUUUUGGUCAAUCAACAAUAUACCUGUAAAAUCGGUGACAUGGGUAUUGCACGUGUUGUAGAUCCAUUCAAUCAACAUACACGCAUUGGCUGUCAGCCUUUCAUGCCACCAGAAUUUCACAGUGGCACCUACGAUCAAAAACUCGAUAUUUUUACGUUUGGUCUAACCUUAAAUGAACUCUUUACUGAAACACAACAUAUCUUUCAAUUCUUGGGUAAAGAGAAGAUUGCCUUUCAAGAAGCGAGUCCGAUCUUUCAAGAUCUUAUCGCUCGAUGCACGGCCCAUGAUCCGAAGCAUCGACCAGCGGCGAUCGAAAUUGAAAAGACUCUAGAAUUGUAUGCUCAAGGUUUUGAUAUGAUCAUCCUGAAGAAAAAUCUUGGCUAUAUUCGCUUAUCUACUGAACAAAAGAAUCAAGUUUUCAUCAAAUUCUAUGAAAAAUUCCACAAACCAGCAACGGAAUUCAUUCGAAAGAAAUUUCCAGCAAAAUUUUUAGAAGGACCAAAGUCUAUAGCUGGUGUGCGAGUUAAACAGGGUGGCAAUGAUGAACAACAAAUUAAUUGUCCUAUACAAUAG
Molecule: messenger RNA, 1083 nt
Organism: Rotaria sordida
Lineage: Eukaryota; Metazoa; Rotifera; Eurotatoria; Philodinida; Philodinidae
Source: the annotation of a GenBank genome assembly